AUGCCGUGGACAAAGUUGCCGCACGAGCCCAAAGUCAUGCAACAAUUCGUCAAGAUUACUGUGAAAGGCAUGCUUCACAAUGAGGCGAUAGAGUGGGUGGCCGGCGCACGGAUCCGACCCUGGGUGGUCGUUGCAUUGUUGCAGCAUUUGAUCGACUUGCAGCAUCCAAUGUGUGACAAUCACAUCUCCCCGGAGAAAGCAAAAGAAGAAGUGAAACAACGUGUCACACAGAUAUAUGGCACGGAAGAGACAAUGCCGCUCGGGGAAGCCAUUCCCGAAGACGUGCCUGUGGCCGCGCCACUCUCGUCGGCCCAAGCAAGUCCGAAAGCGCGACCCACCCAGUCUUCGCGCUCGCGUCCGGCAGCGCCAAAGCAAAGCCCACCAGCAAGUGCGCGGCACAGUGGCCAAGCUUCAAAGCCCGUUGCAGCGGCGCGUCCCGACGCAAAGCUGUCAAAGGUAGCCGUAGACACUGCAAGUGGCGACCUUGCACGCACCCCAGUCUCCAGCACACCAACCAAGCUCUCAGUUGUGGCCUCCGACAACGCCCAGAGCAUCGCUCGGGGCGCGUCGAUUGUUGUCGCAGCCGACGACACCCCGUGCAUUGCCGUCGUCGAGGUCGAGGGGUCAGAGAAAACGAACAGUCAAACUCGGACGACAACCGUCGAAAAAUACGUCCCACCGGUCGUGUCCGUUGCAGCGGUAGGUACUGCAAAAACCUUGUCCGCAAGCAUGCACUCGCCAACCAGCCGAGAUGCGCCGCCGCAGAAGCAUGCGACGCCAGAAACGGCGGCGGCCGCAGCGCUGGAUGGCCAAGCUUUCACGGGAGUGCAGAACGACCGCGGUCGAGUCAUAUGCCGAGGCAAUGGUCGGAAAUUUGGAUUGAGUACUGCUGGCCGGAGAAAUGCUUUAGGUACAAUUUUGGAUAAGCGAGAAGAUCCUUGGUUGUCCGGCACAAUGUAUGCCUUUACGCUCAUGUUGUUUGGCAACUCGCACACUGCGGUGAACUUUCGAGUUCCUCUGACUGCUGCCUCCCAUGACGCAGAGUGUGCCCGCGGAUGUCUCGCACACAAUUUGCUCCGGAAGCUACAACGCGCCAUGGCACAAGCAGCUCGCCGUUCCACACGAUACUUCACAGGCUACUUGCAAAAGCCCCAACCAUUGGGUCGGAAAGAGUUACAGCAUGCAGCCAAACAGUUGCAUUUCUUAGAAACCGCUGCCGCAGACGACCCAGCCGCGCAGCAGCGGAAAGUCGCACAUCGAGUGCUUGGGGACCUUGAAUUUCGUUGCUCCACCCGGAGCGCUCGUCGUCUGACCCGCAUCCACACAAAGAGUGCUGCCGGCCAAAGAAGUCACCACGUGGCCUGGACAGAGUACGUCGCCAACCACAUUGUUUCGGAGCAUGCGGCCAGAACAAUUCGCAAUUUCAUUGCAGCCACCGAAUGUGAUCCCGAGGAGGCCGACGCAAUAGAGCCUCCGUCCAACCGAGACAAGGUGGAAGUGGAUACAUCUUGGGUCAGCAACGAAACCAUUCAUCGGCUAAUCACAGGAGUCGGUUUUGAGUACUCGAAACGUUCCAGUGCCGCAGUCCAUGAAAUUAUCGAGGAAUGGAAAAUUGACUCGGAAGACUGCACCGCAUCCCUGAAACCCGUCAACACCGGCGUGCCCAACAUCAAGCCAGAUCACAGCCAUAGCAUCGCUCACGCACAUACCCAGUCACCUCGAGAGCAGUUUUUGACGUGGACAUAUGGCAACUUGACAGCAGAAGCCGCGGAAGCCUGGCUCACCAACUUGCAAAGUUCCAACGGCAACUGCCCACCCACCGCCGAACAACUCAAGUUUUUGCGUGCUGUCAUCCAACGCUGUCUGCAAGAGGCCGCCGAAGAGCACGCGGGCACGGCCGACACCGAGCCCUUGCGAGCCAUUUUCCAUGGCGUACCGGGGGCCGGCAAAAGCCAAACCCUCAAGUGGCUACGCAGCUUUUUCGAGGACAUUUGCCACUGGGAGCAUCAGCAUCAAUUCGUCUUCGUAGCUCCACAGAACACUCAGGCCGCGCUCAUCGGCGGUGUCACCCUCCACGCCUUCGCGAACAUCCGUGUUCGAGCCAAAAAGGCCUCCCCGGGCAGCGCCCACACCACAGACCAAUUCGUCAAGUAUCAGCGUUUACGCUCCUGGGACUUCAAAACCCACACGGUCGAGUGCGGCCAGACAACUUGCGCCGACCUGCACUUGCAAGCUGCAGCCCUUCAUAAGCAACCGCUUGAAUGCAAGCAGUGUCGAGCCGAACGCCAACGUCGGAUCACGCAAACCUUGCCAGAACUCAAGCCAUUUGGACUCUUCAAAAAUACUCGAGGCACACUUUGGAAUUGGACGCUACAUGAGGCGGACGCUGCUGCAGCGUCGCAGAACGACGCAGAUAACAUCGUCCUUCAAAAAAUGCCUCUAGCUCUGUACGUCCACGUCCCCGGGCAAACGUGGCAACAACAUGCACAACUGCCACCAGGAGUUGCCCGCUUAGAAGCAGUGACACAAACAUGGUCCCUGGAGACCAACGGUAAGGCCACAGUGUCUCGACGAGGUUUCCCACUCGCUUGCGAUUUCGCAGGGACGGCACAUUCCUUCAUGGGGUCAACCCUCGAAGCCUGCACACUUGAUCUCGGCCACUGGGACUCCACCGCGUCCCGCGAGGCUCAACUCAGCGGCUACAUGACGAAUGGUACCAAGUCUUAUCCGAAGGCAUGUGUCGCCUAUGUCUCCAAUGCAAAGCUAAGCAAAGCGGAACACAACCACCCAGUCACUCUGCAGCGACGCAUCCUUGUCCAUAUUGUCCCGAAGCCAGACCAGCCAACAAAACUGGCUAUUGUUCGGAGUGUGUCAAAACAGAACGUUUAG
Durusdinium trenchii is the source of this 2889-nucleotide messenger RNA. The record is from the annotation of a GenBank genome assembly. NCBI's taxonomy places the organism in Eukaryota, Dinophyceae, Suessiales, Symbiodiniaceae.